This is a messenger RNA of Malania oleifera, 1689 nucleotides long. Its product is annotated as protochlorophyllide reductase, chloroplastic. NCBI's taxonomy places the organism in Eukaryota, Viridiplantae, Streptophyta, Magnoliopsida, Santalales, Ximeniaceae. Bases 307 to 1512 code for a protein of 401 amino acids. The record is from RefSeq and is a predicted model, not a curated record. The transcript has 5 exons. Gene Ontology annotation, molecular function: protochlorophyllide reductase activity.
GCUAAUGGAUUUUGAAGUGGCAGAGAUCCAUCUUCUGAUAAUUAUCCUAUCCUCUCAAUAUCUCUCUCUCUGCUUUUCCAUAUCCAAACAACAGGACCCAUCUUUCUUGUCACCAACAUUUCCUAUAUAUACAUGAAUAAUAUCUCCACCCAAUUGAGUGCUCCUCUCCUACUCUGCUAAGUUCAGUUCUGUUUUUUUAACUCAGCUAAGCAGUCCGCUGCAUUUUAGUAAGGAAAGGAUUGCUUAAAAGAAGAAAGAGGGAGACCCAGAAUAAAGUAGUUGAAGAGCUUCUGUUUGCAGGUGACCAUGGCUCUGCAGGCUUCUUCUUUGCUUCCAUCUGCUCUCUCUGUGCACAAAGAGGGCAAGUCCAGUGCAGCUUUCAGGGACUCAAGUCUAUUUGGAAUUUCCCUCUCUGACCAUCUCAAAGCUGACUGCAGAUCUGCUGCAUUGAGAAGCAAGAGGGAAUUAAAUCAAAGAAGGCAACUCACUGGAGCUGUGAGAGCUGAGACAAUGGUUACAACUCCAUCAAUCAGCCGGGCUACACCAGAAGGGAAAAAGACUCUAAGACAGGGCAGUGUAGUGAUCACGGGAGCAUCGUCCGGACUGGGUCUGGCCACUGCUAAAGCUCUGGCUGAAACAGGUAAAUGGCACGUAAUUAUGGCCUGCAGAGAUUUCCUCAAGGCUGAACGUGCUGUUAAGUCGGUUGGCAUUGCAAAGGAAAACUACACCAUUAUGCAUCUAGACCUUGCCUCCCUUGACAGUGUCCGACAAUUUGUGGAUAACUUCAGACGAUCAGGCAGGCCACUCGAUGUCCUGGUCUGCAAUGCUGCUGUCUACCUUCCUACUGCCAAGGAGCCUACAUUCACUGCCGAAGGAUUUGAACUUAGUGUGGGGACUAACCACCUUGGCCACUUUCUCCUUUCGCGGUUGCUGCUUGAUGAUUUGAAGAAAUCUGAUUACCCGUCAAAGCGACUCAUUAUAGUUGGUUCAAUUACAGGGAACACAAACACCUUGGCUGGAAAUGUACCUCCGAAGGCCAACCUUGGGGACUUGAGGGGACUUGCAGGGGGCUUAAAUGGGCUAAACAGCUCAGCCAUGGUUGACGGUGGAGACUUUGAUGGCGCUAAGGCUUACAAGGACAGCAAGGUCUGCAACAUGCUGACUAUGCAGGAGUUCCACAGGCGUUUCCAUGAGGAAACAGGGAUCGCAUUUGCUUCACUUUACCCAGGCUGCAUUGCCACAACUGGCUUGUUUAGGGAACAUAUCCCCUUAUUCAGGCUUCUCUUCCCUCCAUUCCAGAAAUACAUUACCAAGGGCUAUGUUUCUGAAGAAGAAGCUGGAAAAAGACUCGCACAGGUUGUGAGUGAACCAAGCUUGACAAAGUCUGGUGUGUACUGGAGCUGGAACAAGAACUCAGCUUCAUUUGAGAACCAGUUGUCUAAAGAAGCCAGUGAUGUAGAGAAGGCGCGGAAAGUGUGGGAAAUCAGUGAGAAACUUGUUGGUUUGGCUUAAAUGAGAGAGUGCUAAGAUGUUCUUCUUGUCAACUAAUCUUUGCCAGAGGAGAGCAUUUACAGGGAAUGAGGCUUCAUUCUUGAAAUUAGAGUUCAGGUUCAGAUUUCUUCUGUUGUAAGCGAUUUUCUCUUGUAAAAUCAAAUGGCUUGAAAGAGAUGGAAGUGGACAUUAAAAUCA